Lycium ferocissimum is the source of this 483-nucleotide messenger RNA. Its product is annotated as protein TIFY 10a-like. Lineage: Eukaryota; Viridiplantae; Streptophyta; Magnoliopsida; Solanales; Solanaceae. Gene Ontology annotation, cellular component: nucleus. Gene Ontology annotation, biological process: regulation of defense response; response to wounding; regulation of jasmonic acid mediated signaling pathway. The coding region runs from base 1 to 483 and encodes 160 amino acids. The record is from RefSeq and is a predicted model, not a curated record. The transcript has 4 exons.
AUGACUGGUACCUUUUCUGAGCUUUCUGCGGUGUAUCCCAUAUUUGUUUGGCAUGUGGCUAAAUUGGAGAAGGCGCAAAUGACCAUAUUCUAUGCAGGUAAAGUUAUAGUAUUCAAUGAGUUUCCUGCAGAUAAGGUGAAGGAAAUCAUGAUUUUGGCUAGCAAGAAAAGCAAUAGCAACAACGUUUCUUAUGCUAUAUUCCCUCCAAAACCAAUUGAAUCUGCCUCUCAAAUUUUCAAAAACACUUUGAUUCAAGAAUGCUCUCAGAGUCAAUCAUUGUUGAAGACACAUGAAUACUAUUGCCCUGUUGAUUUACCAAUUGCAAGAAAGGCUUCCCUUACAAGGUUUUUGGGCAAAAGAAAAGAUAGGCUGACUGCAAAUGCACCAUACCCGAUAAGAGGCCAAUAUAAUCAGAAAGCUCCUUCCAAGCUAGAAGAAAGCAACACAUGGCUUGGAUUAGGUCAAUUGAAAUCUGAUAACUAA